UUCACUUAAUAAUAAAUAAUAUGCAAAGCGACAAUGCACCGAUUAAAUCGAAUUCCGGAUUUAAGCAUCUAAAACCAAGAGGGAAGAGCUCCAGUCAAGGAGCUUUGGACUCGGACACCGAAGCAGACAUGAGUGAUUCCGUGCUUGAUUAUACACUAUCUAAACAAGCUUCCACUUCAGUUUUGCAAGUACCGAUGCAUCGCUUAGGACUUUCUGUUUCUCAUCCCAACCUACUUGUGAAAAAUGAUCUAGACAUUUCCAGACUUCGUACACCUACCCCACCUUCAACGCCGCCUACAGGUCUUGAUAUUACCGAAAAUGAAAAGGACAAGUAUUUGACUUUAGAACCAAACGACUUGACAAACUUCAGAAAGUGGAUUGUAGGAUUCUGUAUCGUAAAUUUUGAUCUGGAGAUAGGACAAGCUUUAGAUUAUGCCUAUCCUCCAAUGGAUCUAACCUCAAUUGAACAAAAGAAUAUUUGUUUUUCUGCGUUUCCUGAUUCAAACGUGUUUGAAGUAGGGGAUCAGAUAUUUAAUAUACGUGUCAGAGCAAGCUCCUCGAAAUUUGCCGUUUCUGGCCCAACCGCUGAUGCUGGAUUUCUAUAUGGAUAUGUGUUUUUUCGUCAAAAGAAAGAUCCUCGAAUUAGGCGUGGUUAUUUUCAAAAAUCCCUAGUUUUACUAUCACAACAUCCAUACGUUGGUUUAUUUUCUCGCGUCGUAUCAAUUCUAGGGCCUGCUUAUUUUGAUACGGGACAACCCAUGUUGGAAGCCGCAUGUAUGAACAUAGCCCAAUGGCAGUCUCCUAGAGAUGGGAAGGUACUAGAUUUACCUUUUCUCGGUAAAUUACUGCAAGUUGAAUUGCCUACACCUUUGAAAACUCAGCUACUGGAAACAACGCCAUUCGAUAUGAAUAAAUUGAAGCCAGACAUACAAAUUAUGGCAUCAUUGCCUGUAGGCGGACUGUAUCAUCAUUUUAGGGACAUUUUAAAAGAUCUGUGGUUAUUAUGGGAGCUCAUGCUACUAGCGGAACCGAUUGUAAUCAUUGCACCUGAUCCAGGUGUUUGCAGUGAGGCUGUAGUUUCUCUCGUAGAUAUCAUCAACCCUAUACCCUACUGUGGCGAUUACAGGCCUUACUUUACAAUACAGGAUUCCGAUUUUAAAUGUUUUGUAACUAAGAAUAAGCCUUUGUCCAGUCUGGUAUUAGGUGUCACCAAUCCAUUUUUUAACACAGCAGUCGGGCACUGGCCCAAUAUAGUUCGUGUGGGCAGGCAGCAAUUAAGGAAACCCGAUGGCACACUUAUUCACAGCCAUACGCACCAUACCCAUCCAGGGAAAAAUAAACCUGGGCUUGGGAAUAAAACAAACGUAUUGUUUAAUUUUGUACAGGGAGUUACUUCGAAAAGAAAAUCAGUUAUAUCGAGGGACCGUGAAUUGGUGAAAAUGUUGACAGAGGCAUCGGUUCGAGGGUAUCCACCUGACUGGGUGCUGAACAACAUAUUACGAAGACAUUUUGUCGAUCUAACAGAAAAGUUUCUGGUGCCAUUAAAUCGAUAUUUUAGUACACUUAUCCCAAUCAAUAUAUCCGCAGAUGGUCAAAAACCUCGAUUAAGGCCCUUUCAAACAGACCAAUUUAUGAAAUCCUUAAAAGAGCAUGGACCGCAAUUACCUUUCAAAUCAACAUUUAAAACACGGACGUCAGCAACUGACCCUACUAAAGAAUUGUACAGUCAAUUUCUGAAAUGCGGUAAUUUUGCCACUUGGCUUCAGCAGCGUACUAAUCGAGCAGAGGAAGAAAUGAAUAAACGUUUUCGAUCAUCAUAAAUACAGUAAUGCCUGUAAACGGAUUUGAACCUAAUAUAAUUUGUUACUGUUAUACCCUUUUUUAAAAAUUAUUCGUGCACGUUUAGAAUAUAAUUUCAAUCAGCGAUGAAGUGGACAAUGGAAAUAUGUAUCGGUUAUUAUUAAAUAGGCAUACAGCUUAAGCAAGCAUAAAACCUAUCAUUUGAAUAUCUAAAAUCGAAUUGAAGGGUACGGAUUAAUGCCAUAUUGUAUGUCUAUCCAGCUCUGCCUGAGCUUGCACCAAGGCUAUAAUGUUUCGCC
This is a messenger RNA of Mucor mucedo, 2099 nucleotides long. RefSeq lists its product as uncharacterized. The record is from RefSeq and is a predicted model, not a curated record. Gene Ontology annotation, cellular component: recycling endosome. Gene Ontology annotation, molecular function: guanyl-nucleotide exchange factor activity. The transcript has 10 exons. NCBI's taxonomy places the organism in Eukaryota, Fungi, Mucoromycota, Mucoromycetes, Mucorales, Mucoraceae. Bases 21 to 1820 code for a protein of 599 amino acids.